Molecule: messenger RNA, 2436 nt
Organism: Diachasmimorpha longicaudata
Lineage: Eukaryota; Metazoa; Arthropoda; Insecta; Hymenoptera; Braconidae
Exons: 8
Coding region: 244-1872 (542 amino acids)
Biological process (GO): fatty-acyl-CoA biosynthetic process; long-chain fatty acid metabolic process
Molecular function (GO): long-chain fatty acid-CoA ligase activity
Source: RefSeq, a predicted model, not a curated record
AUAGCACUGGAAGAGAUACCCCCCGAGCUCAUUAAAUUAUAUAAUACCUUUCACGUACCAUUUUUUACGCCAAUGUUUGUCGCGUGAUUGCGAUAUGCGAUACAGAGUCUCACCGGACUUUUAUAGAUGCGACAAUCAAAUUGAUGAGAUAUCGCUUAGUUUAGUAGAAGGUUUAUACCCAUAUUGCUUUGACUCACCCAAUAUUCGUGGUUCCUGUCGUGUGCAUAGAUCCCGAAUUUCACUAUGGCUGUGAAAAAAACGAAUUUCACUUAUGAAAAUGGAGUUUGGAAAGGAGAAGAGAGAGUAGACCUUCAAGAAGGCUACUGGAGAUAUGGAGAAAAAAUUCUGAAACGUCUCAGAGAUUAUCCCGAUCGAAUUGGCCAGGUGGACGCCAAAACUGGUGAAGAAGACAGUUUUGGAAAUAUAGGGGAGAGAAGUGUUAAAUGUGCUUUAUGGAUGAAGAAACAAGGGAUUAAACCUGGUGACAUAAUUGCUCUUUGUACUCAUAAUCAAUUGGACAGUGCUAUUCCAUUCCUCGCCUCUUUAUUCCUGGGAGUUGUGUGCAAUCCUUGGUGGGAAACUUCCUUGGACGAAGACCUUGUGAUCUACUUUCUCAAUCACACAAAACCUAAAGUGAUAUUCACGAGCGAAGAAUGGAGCCCUUUAAUCCACAAUAUUCUCACCAAAGUCCAGUCGGAUGCGAAAAUAAUAGUCCUCGGAAAAGUCCCUGGAAUGCAAUCACUACAAGACAUUCUCAACCAAGAAAACAACGAGAAAGUUCAAAGUUUCGAGUGCGAGAGGAUUGAAACUGCUGACCAACCAGCGGUGUUAAUUUACACCUCAGGAAGUACAGGAAGACCAAAGAGCGUUCUCCUGAGUUACGGUUCGUUAGAAGCUGGUGUUGGUAAUGUCAAGUCUGACGAAAUGUACGACAGCAGGGGCUUUUGGGGCUCGAGUUUCUGCUGGAUUUCUGCUGUCAUAGGAAUGAUGAUUUGCUUCGUUAAAGGAGCAACAGCUGUUGUUUAUCCGGCUCCAUCAGAGGCAGAUCUUUGCAGAUUAAUUGAAAAAUACAAGAUAAACUGGAUGAUUUUGGGUACCGGAUUCGUUAAUCGAUUGUCCAAUACCGAAGAGGCUUCUACUUGUGACCUGUCUUCCGUGAAACUUCUGUUCUUCAGCGGAGCCAUCGGCAAACACGACAUUGAGAGCUUUCUUUUGAAUACUUUUACAAAUGCACAGAUCUAUCAAGCUUACGGUGCUACUGAACUUGGCGGAGCCGUUACAAUAUCAGAAGUCACGAAGAGUUCAAAACCGAACACGUGUGGAGAGCCCACUAAUAACGUGGAAAUAAAAGUCGUUGAUACGUCAACUGGAAAAGCCCUUGGCCCCAAUGAAGAGGGUGAAAUAUGCGUGAGGAGUCCAUUUAGGAUGCGAGGAUAUUUCAGAAAUCCUGAGGCGACUGCUUCUGUCCUUGAUUCUGAAGGGUGGUAUCAUACGGAUGAUCUCGGUUAUUAUGAUGAAGACGGCAAAUUUUAUAUAAUUGACAGACUGAAGGAACUAAUCAAGUGCAGACUGUUCGACAUAACUCCAGGACCAAUCGAGCAGUGUAUUCGUGAACAUCCUGGUGUUGCCGAAGUGGCAGUUGUCGCUAAACCCUACACCCUAGACAGAGAACAGCCAAUGGCUUUUGUGACGAAACUUCCUGGUAAAGAGGUCAGUGAGAAAGAAAUCAGUGACCUAGUGGAGUCCAAAUUACCUCAUCGAAUGACAUUAUCUGGGGGCGUCAAGUUCCUCGACCAGAUGCCCUACACCGCAACCGGAAAAAUUGCAAAGAAAAAGCUCAGAGACUUGGCCAGACUAAUUGCGCAAGAAUAAUUCCCAUCGAGUGAUUUAUGAAUCGAUUCUAAUUACUUUUGUACUCAUAAAAAAAAUAUUGAUGUUAUUGUUUGAUGAGACCUAAAUAUAUGUUCAGCUCUCAUCGAUGGUUCAACAAACGUGUAAAUAAUAUAGUUCAUUCACAACGUCAAAACCGAAAGUGAAACUCAUUAGUGAUUCAUUAGCGAAACGAUAUAGAACCUUGAUUGAAAAAAGUCAUUGCUUUCUGUACAAUGAAACAUUCGAACGUAAUUGCAAUCCAGGGAAUAUGAGUAACGAGAAAUAUAAUCACACAAAUUUGACCCCCAAUUUUCAUAAUUCCCAGAGGAAACACAAUUUUUCCGGGCACUAAUUACCCACAGUGCUCGUAAAAUUCGCCCGUAUUUCGCUGCAAUCGUGAAAUUAUAAGUCGUAAAGCGAAUAAAUGUCUCACCGGUGGUUGAAUUAUUGGCAGAAUUAAUAGGGACGAGUGGGAUAAAUUGCAGGACGAAAAAUAUUCCGUAAAAAUGACGGAACAAUUUUCAUAAAAUUUUUAUAAGACAGAAAUGGUCAGUCUCAUCUCAU